GAACAUAGUCGAGCUUCAGCUAAAUCUAUAGAAACAGCUCAUCAUUGGAGUGAGUGAAAUUUGAAAGUGUUAAAGUGCUAAUUGAUAAAGAAACAGCAGCAGAUCUUCCACAAAAAUGCGAGGAAUCGUUAUCGUUUUCAUAGCCUUUUUGGCUUAUUCGAGCGCUUAUCCGUUAGAGGAGCAACAGGUCAGUGUUCAAGUACCUGAAAGCUCUCUACAAGUGGAAGCAUCCGAAAAGAGUGCAGUGCCCGAAGCAUCUGAAAUUGUACAGAUUGUAGCCGUGCCGGUAGCAGAAGCAGUGCAAUCACAGGCUCAGAAACUUUUGGAUGUUGAUGCGGGGCUUUCGACAAGCAUUAAAGGAGCUCGUCUAGCACGUCAGUUCGGUUAUGGCGGAUUCGGCGGCUAUCCCGGUUAUGGAGGAUUUGGCGGUUUUCCCGGUGGUUAUGGCGGCUACGGUGGAUAUGGCGGCUAUGGUGGUUAUGGUGGCUACGGAGGUUACGGAGGCCAUCGGCAUCAUGGUCAUCAUGGUCAUCGCGGUGGCUUUGGUGGAUUUUAUGGCUAAAAUGUAUGGGAGAAAUAAGAAGCAUUAAAUGUGAUAAAUUAUGUAAAAGUCAAAUGUGUGUACACUUACAUCUAUUUAUUUAAUGAAAACACUGCAAUAAAGAAUUUAUGAAAUCGUUAUCAAAA
Bactrocera latifrons is the source of this 687-nucleotide messenger RNA. Its product is annotated as glycine-rich cell wall structural protein-like. NCBI's taxonomy places the organism in Eukaryota, Metazoa, Arthropoda, Insecta, Diptera, Tephritidae. The coding region runs from base 116 to 562 and encodes 148 amino acids. The record is from RefSeq and is a predicted model, not a curated record. The transcript has a single exon.